This is a messenger RNA of Paramecium octaurelia, 263 nucleotides long. The record is from the annotation of a GenBank genome assembly. NCBI's taxonomy places the organism in Eukaryota, Ciliophora, Oligohymenophorea, Peniculida, Parameciidae.
CUCUGACAUUUCCAAGGAGAGUUUUGAGAGAUAAAUUGCUUGAGAUAAUCUAAAUGAUUUAAUUAUAAAAACUAUUUAAAGGUAAAUAGCAAUUUGUUAAAAUAGGAAAUAAUUCAGGUUGCAAAAUAAUUGAUAAUGAAUUUAAUAAUCCGUCUAUUAAUUUGAGAAUCGAUAAUUAUUUAUCAUUAUAAAACUCAGACUUAAAGGCAUUCUAAGAAUAACAUGAACCUCAGUUAUUAACCAUUUCAUUAUAGAAAAAUUGA